GGAAUGCUAAUACUUGAGUGGAAAACCCCUGUGCCCCUACAAGGACAGCUGAGAGAGCUCAGGAUCUGUGGGAGCGCUACCAAAAACAGCCUCAAUAAUGUAAACAGAGACAGAGGCUUCUGGCGAACUCGAGGCAUCUGAAAGCGAACGGUAGCACUUCAGUUCAGCAAAGCCUGACUGCCAUGAUGAAGAAUGCUUAUUUAAUGUGCGACGGGCAGAUGGCAUCAGAUAUGUCUCGGAGACAAUGUUCAUCUGUCCUUAUCAUGCAUUCAAGCAUUACAUUUGAGUUAGUCUGAGUCAGUCUUAAGAGACCUGUUGUUGUUUGGCCAACCUCUUUUUCUCUCUCUCUCUCUCUAUCUCCAUCUCCAUCACUCUAUUUUCACUUUCUCUCUGCUUUCUGUGCCUGCUCUCCUGUUGUCCUUCAUCUCUUUGAGAAGUCACUUUUCCUCUAUAAAGCAUGUAGGCGUCCAAGGUCAUCAGUGUAAAAUGAACGUGAUUUUCGAUUAAAGAGAGAGCAGAGAGGCUGUUGGGAGUUUGGUGACGUGAACAGAAGCGGUUUGCCUUCCAGAUCCUCACGGCAGCAAUCAGCAGUACGCAGAUCACACUUAUCCUGCGUUGCGAUGCCUCUACUGAGAGAUCUUCGGAAGAAAGAUGACAUCAAUGCUGUUUAUGAGCUGAAAGAGAAACUGGGAGAGGGCUCGUUCUCUGAGGUUCGAGUGGCUCAGCACAGAUGUACUCAGAAGCUUGUGGCUGUCAAGUGCAUCCGCAAGAGAGCGCUAAAGGGAAAAGAGUCCAUGCUGGAGAAUGAGAUCGCGGUAUUACGCAGGAUAAAUCAUGAAAAUAUUGUGUCUUUGGAGGAAACAUUUGAGACUCCUACCAAAUUGUAUUUGGUAAUGACACUGCUGACUGGAGGGGAGCUGCUGGACAGGAUUCUGGAGAGAGGCAGUUAUACGGAGAAAGAUGCCAGUCGUGUGAUUUAUCAGGUGCUGUGGGCGGUGAAGUAUCUGCACCAGCUGGGCGUUGUGCAUCGAGAUCUAAAGCCAGAGAAUUUACUGUAUGAGACUCCAUUAGAAGACUCCAAAAUUGUCAUCAGUGACUUUGGUCUGUCUAAAAUGGAAGAGCAGGGCGCUCUUUCCACAGCCUGUGGGACACCUGCCUAUGUUGCUCCUGAACUUCUACAGCAUAAAACAUACGGCAAAGAGGUGGAUCUCUGGGCAAUUGGGGUCAUUACAUUUAUUCUGCUCUGUGGCUAUCCGCCAUUCUACGAUGACAAUGACACACAACUCUACAAACUGAUCAUAAAGGCUGAAUAUGAAUUUGAUUCGCCAUACUGGGAUGACAUCUCUGACUCUGCGAAAGACUUCAUAGUUCACUUACUGCAGAAGGAUCCAGCGAAGAGGUUCAAUUGUGACCAGGCCUUGCAGCAUCCUUGGAUAUCAGGAGGUGCGGCUCUAGACAAGAACAUCCACGGUUCAGUGUCGGUGCAGAUUCAGAAAAACUUUGCCAAGAGUCACUGGAAGAGAGCCUUUAAUGCCACCAUCAUUGUGCGCCAUUUAACAAAGAAAACCCACUUCGGGGAAGAAGAUGAAGGGAAUCAAUCCUCAGGUAUAGGAACCAUCUGACAAUCCUCUGGCAGUAAACCGAGGCUCUGUUAAAGGGAAUAGUUCACUAAACAUAAACUGUGUCAUUUGCUUACCGUAAUGUUGUUCCAAACCCUUAUUUCUUUCUUGACCCUCACUGUGUGAACCGUGAAAGAAGCAGUCAACAAAUUCUGUGAAUAUCCAAAAUAAGAAAGAAAAACAUUUUGAACAUAUUCAAACUUGGCAUGUGCCAAUUGGUUACGAGACAUGUAAGAGACAAUAGCGUUCAGCAUCAAUGACAGUAAACUUAGUGAAAUGCAUCUUGAUACACAUAGUGAACUAUAUGCAAAAGAAUGAAUGUUUAAGAACUGCAGUGGAGUUAAAGUUGUCAAGAAAUUGAUAUGAAUCUACUUAAAUGCAUCAGAACAGAACAUAUGGUGAACGAUUCAUCCAUGAGUGUUUAAUUUUUUACUUUUUGGACUUCAAAUUUUUAAAUCAGAAUACAAUUUCUUUUCUUAGUGACAGGUUCCAGACUUUUCAAAUCACACAUCUUUUUUUUUCAGAGAUUGACAGGGGGGUUAUUACUGUUAACUAAAAGGAAAAACUGUAAUAGAACACCAUCUUUAGAAUACAUUAACAAUAUAUUUUCCUUAAAUAUAUACAUGCGUGCAUAUAUAUGUAUAUAUGUAUGUAUAUAUGUAUAUAUAUAUGUAUAGCACUUUUAGUAUAGCUUAGCAUAGAUCAUUGAAUCCAAUAAGACCAGUAGCAUUGCAUUCAAAAUGACCAGAGAGUUUAAAUAUUUUUCCUGUUUAAAAAUAGACUCUUCUAUAUUGUGUGAUAUAUUGUGUACUAAGACCACCAGAAAAAUUAAGUUGUGAUUUUCUAGGCCGAUAUGAUUAGGAACUAUACUUCCAUCCCGGCGUAAUAAUCAAGGAUGAACGUUUGCUGCUGUAACAUGGCCGCAGCAGGCUCAGUGAUAUUAUGCAGCGCCCUUCGGUCUUAGGACACAAUAUGAAUACAGAAGAGUCAAGUAUUAAAUAGGAUUAAAUAUGCAAACUGUUUGGUCAUUUUGGAAAGCAAUUCAAAAACAGUAAAACUCUACUCAACUCUGGGGGAGUUGGAGAAUGAGCCCAUUUUUUAAACAAAAGAGUGUUCCUUUCAACCUUUAAACACACACACACACACACACACACACACACACACACACACACACACACACACACACACAGAAUAUAUAUAGAAGUAUAUCAAUGAUUCUAAAAUAACAGUCCCUAUUAUUGUAUGCUUGAGAAAAGAGCAUUUCACUAAACCUUUCUCAAAAAGAAAAAUCAUUCAGGUUUGGAACAACAUAACCAUGACACAUUUUUUCAUUUUGGGGUCUCAGCGCAGUGGUCACUGUGUUGGGCAGAUUGACAGAGUCUCUGAAACACACCUGUGCUUUAAACGCACCACUGUCAGUGAGCCUUCUGCAAUAGCUACUGCUGCUACACUUCAGUGGGCUGCCACUGUAAAAAUACCCUCAGUGGAGAGCGGCUCCUUCACCAACUCGUGUUUUCAUAAAUGUUCUACUCCCCGUCUACUUGUAUUUGACGCAUAACAGCAUGCUGCUAUUUGACAGAACGCAAUAUUUAGUCAUGUACUACUGUCUGUCAGCUGUAAGUACCGUCACUUGAAGCAUACCAGUGGCAUUUCAAGGACAAAUAUGGCGUACAAUAGGAUAUUACAUUAGAUAAAUGAAGUAAAUAGUAAUUGUUGCUUUGUAUCUGUGCUAAAUAAAUAAACCGAUCUGCAUGUCA
This is a messenger RNA of Puntigrus tetrazona (Sumatra barb), 3376 nucleotides long. It is a transcript of the gene pnck, whose product is annotated as pregnancy up-regulated nonubiquitous CaM kinase. Gene Ontology annotation, biological process: peptidyl-serine phosphorylation. The record is from RefSeq and is a predicted model, not a curated record. Gene Ontology annotation, molecular function: ATP binding; calmodulin binding; calcium/calmodulin-dependent protein kinase activity. The transcript is spliced from 12 exons. The coding region runs from base 621 to 1622 and encodes 333 amino acids. Gene Ontology annotation, cellular component: intracellular anatomical structure. NCBI's taxonomy places the organism in Eukaryota, Metazoa, Chordata, Actinopteri, Cypriniformes, Cyprinidae.